Molecule: messenger RNA, 198 nt
Organism: Colletotrichum higginsianum IMI 349063
Lineage: Eukaryota; Fungi; Ascomycota; Sordariomycetes; Glomerellales; Glomerellaceae
Product: RhaA is able to hydrolyze alpha-1
Exons: 2
Coding region: 1-198 (65 amino acids)
Source: RefSeq, a predicted model, not a curated record
AUGCCUACGACGCUCACGACCUACCUGCUUGGCGUCUUCGAGGCCCCCUUCGCCGUCGUGAGGGAGGAGGCAUGGUACCGCAUCACGGCGUCCAGGGCUCCCACCGGCCACCUCGUCGUCGCCGUCAACGGUACGCUGAUCCUCAAUGUCUCGCACGCCUACCACCCCCGGGUCCUUGCCGGCGGCGGCACGCCGUAG